Molecule: messenger RNA, 2217 nt
Organism: Exophiala spinifera
Lineage: Eukaryota; Fungi; Ascomycota; Eurotiomycetes; Chaetothyriales; Herpotrichiellaceae
Exons: 3
Coding region: 1-2217 (738 amino acids)
Biological process (GO): regulation of transcription by RNA polymerase II; DNA-templated transcription
Cellular component (GO): nucleus
Molecular function (GO): DNA-binding transcription activator activity, RNA polymerase II-specific; zinc ion binding; RNA polymerase II cis-regulatory region sequence-specific DNA binding
Source: RefSeq, a predicted model, not a curated record
AUGGUUUCUUCGUCGGUGAAUGGUGGUGACGAUGUUCAGCCAAACCCGCGCAAACGGCGUCGACCUCCAAUAUCUUGCCAGGAAUGCAGAAGAAGAAAAGUGAAGUGCAAUCGAGCGGAACCGUGCGGCCACUGUGUGCUGUCCAAGAAACAAUGCCAUUACGGCCUUGGAUCUGCUCAAGACAGACGAAUCGUCCACGAUCGUGCUCCCUCCGGCCGAAUUGUUAAUGACCGCACUUUUGUACCUUACGCUACGCCGACUCAGGCGACUGCUUCUGCCAUAGGACCAAGUCCCGCGUCGGAUGCAACUCGUCUUAGCGGACAUGUUCUCGCGGCACAACCCCCUGUGGAACACUCUUGCGGUAUUGCAAGAUGUGCCUACUCCGGAGAGACCACCAAUGUCACGCCUGACAAUGUCACAAACGUUCCACCGGGCGCGAGGAUGUCACUAAACAAAUCCAGACUAUUUGGCAAGAGUCACUGGACAAACUCUACUCUUGACUUCCAAAGGACAGCAGCAGUCCUCGAUACCGAGUCCGGAAACGCUCCAGAGAAUGAGUCUCUUGCCCGACUAAAGUGGGAGAUUGGCUCUCUUCUUCAAAAGUGCAAACUCCGUUCUAACAAAAUCAAGUCUUGUCAGCUGAGUAGGUGUCGUUUCUAUGCACAAGCAAACCUAUCAGUCGCCAAAGAUAUCGCGGAUGAAAUGGUACACUUGUACACCACACGUUUUGAGUCGGUGUUUCGCAUACUGCAUGUCCCCUCAUUCUGGAAUGAAUAUGAACUGUAUUGGAGUGAGCCUCUGGUGGCACGGACUGUACUCAAGCUCAAGAUCCAGCUUGUUACCGCCAUUGGAAUUGCGAUUCGUCAAGCUCCAAUUGACGUACCAGACGUCUACACAAUGGCUCGUCAAUGGUUAUACGCCGCGCAGGAAUGGUUAUCUGGACCUAUGAAAAAGAACAGGAUCAGCAUCGAGAGUCUACAGCUGCAGUGCCUGCUGAUACUAGCUCGGCAGGCUCUCGCCAUCGGAGGGGAUAUCGUUUGGAUAUCGAUGGGGACAGUCGUGCGGACGGCCAUGCAAAUGGGUCUACACAGAGAUCCUAAGCAUUUCAAGAAGAUGGGGAUCCUUGAGGGCGAGAUCCGCCGAAGACUCUGGGCCACCAUCUUGGAACUGAACAUCCAAGCUGCCCUAGACGCCGGAGUGCCACCAACCAUUUCUUCGAAUGAUUUUGACACCGAGGCUCCUUCCGAUAUCAAUGACAAGGAUAUUGACGAGGAGACGCUCGCACUCCAAGAGCAUGCCGCCACAGCCCCGACUGACUCAUCCCUCCAGCGUUUUCUGCUCCAAUCGCUCGGUGCCCGGCUGGAAGUUGCCCGUCGCAUGAAUGAUAUAACAUCCGCCAUGCCAGAAAUGUCGUACGACGAACUUGUUACUUUGACCACCUCAAUCACCAACGCCUGCCGGAACUGUAGCACUCAUAUCCUCAGAACCAUCAGCCCCGACAUCGCUGCUUUCCACAGCAACUUUGCAGACCUCCUUCUACGGCGGUUUAUACUUCAUCUCCAUCGUCCUCUUGCAGGCCGAGCUCGAAGCGACGCAUUGUAUUAUUUCUCCCGAAAGAUGAGCCUCGACGCGGCCCUGGCCAUACUCGACCCGCUACCAAAGAACGCCGAAUUCAUGCAUCUCGUGCUCCUUGGAUCCGGGAUGUUCAAAAACCGUAUGAUCCAUGCCUCCCUUGCUGUGGCUUUGGAAUUGCUCUUGGACGUCCAAGAGCAAGUUCUCGUGGUGUCUUCACAGGAACCUUCGGGCUAUCGAAAGAUGCUGAUGGAGGCGCUGAGAGAGGGGCUUCGACAGUCUGCGGAACGGAUCCGUCUGGGAGAAACCAACGUCAAGCUGCAUAUGAAAUUGGCUAUGGCCAUGCGCCAGGUAGAGGUGACGGGCGGUGAGAAUUCGUCGUCCUCCACAACACAGUUGGCUCAAAGCGCAAAGGAGAGCUUAGAGAGUUCGUACGCUACUAUCGUGCGACGGGCCGCUGACGAAGGCGACGUCGAUGUCGAAGAUAGAGGCAAUGGUGGGGGGUCAUUGGAGGAUUUUGAACCGGAUGGGUUUGAUCCAGAGGUCUUCUCCAUUGGAUCUGGGUUCAAUUUGGAUGAUUUGUUUUUAAUUCCGGCAGAUUUGGAUAUGACAAUCGACGGCACGGCGGCGCCGACUCUGGUAUAA